AUGGAUUUGCAAGAAGCCUACCGCGUCCUCACGGUUUUCUUCCAGGAGCUCGCCAACCUCUUCCAUCGUCUCCCCGGUUCGGCAAUUUUUCUUCGCUACGUCAAGUCGAGCUACCAGAACGAUCCGAUCCGCUCGGCCAUCGAGCUCUUCUUGUUCCUGUUCGCCGUGCGCUAUCUUCUUGCCCCCAAGUAUUCCACCAAGCCCGGCAUCGUCCAACUUUCCGAAGAGGAGAUCGAUGACCUGGUCGACGAAUGGCAGCCCGAGCCGCUUGUAGGCCCCCCAACGGCGCUGGAGGAAACUGAGGUAGAGAAGAGGGUCGUGAUUUCUGGCUCGACGGGCCCCAAGGUGAAGCUGUCCAAUGGGCGGGUGGUCACCAACCUUGGAUCUUACAAUUUCUACAACUUCACGUCGAACGAAUCGCUCAAGGAGAAGGCAAUCCAGACCCUCCGCACGUACGGUGUCGGUCCAUGUGGUCCACCAGGGUUUUAUGGCACCCAAGACGUUCACAUGAAGACCGAAGCCGACGUCGCCGCCUUUCUGGGAACAGCAGCGUGUAUCAUUUAUGCCCAGGCGUUUUCGACGAUAUCGAGUGUCAUUCCGGCCUUUUCAAAGCGAGGCGAUAUUAUCGUGGCCGAUGAAGGGGUCAGCUAUGCGAUCCGCAGGGGAAUUCAAAUUUCACGGAGUAUCGUGCGGUGGUACAAGCACAAUGAUAUGGAGGACUUGGAGCGCGUCUUGGAAAAGGUGACCAGGGAGCAAUCCCGAAAGCCCUUGACCAGGAGGUUUAUCAUCACGGAGGGUCUCUUUGAAUCAUUCGGUGACAUGGUCGAUUUGCCCAAAAUUGUGGGUCCUCCUGUCCUUGGUCUUUGGUGGCUAUCUAUGCUGACGAUGUUUUCGCAGGUUGAGUUGAAAUUGAAGUACAAGUUUCGUCUUAUUCUGGAUGAGACAUGGUCGUUCGGUGUCCUUGGACGCACGGGAAGAGGCGUUACGGAGCAUCAGAAUGUUGAUCCUGCCGAAAUCGAUAUGAUCGUCGGUUCUCUGUCCGGACCCCUGAUUGCUGGAGGAGGCUUCUGCGCAGGAUCGGAGGAGAUCGUCCACCAUCAGCGGAUUUCGGCUGCUGCGUACACGUUCUCUGCCGCGCUCCCAGCCUUGCUGUCGACAACAGCAAGCGAAGCCUUGAAUCUUUUGCAGUCGAGCCCGGAGCUUAUUAUGCAGCUGCGAGCAAACAUCAAGGCCAUGUGGGCUCAGCUUGACCCGCGGAGCGACUGGAUGUAUUGUACCAGCGCCCCAGAAAACCCCAUCAUGAUCCUGGUCAUCAAGCCGGAAGUUGUCUCCUCGAGACGGCUCUCGUUUGAAGAUCAGCAGUUCCUGUUGCAAGACAUUGUGGAUGAGGCUCUUGCAAACGGAGUACUCAUCACUCGCCUCAAGUCUCUCCCAGACAACAUGUCGCCAAAGCAACCUGUUCUUCCAGCGCUGAAGAUCUGUAUUAACACGGGACUUACAAAGAAGGAAAUCGAAAAGGCUGGCACCAUUAUUCGACAUGCGAUCACCAAGGUGAUGAGCAAGAAGAGAUAG
Messenger RNA from Rasamsonia emersonii CBS 393.64, 1572 nucleotides. RefSeq names its product 8-amino-7-oxononanoate synthase. The record is from RefSeq and is a predicted model, not a curated record. Gene Ontology annotation, molecular function: pyridoxal phosphate binding; serine C-palmitoyltransferase activity. Gene Ontology annotation, cellular component: endoplasmic reticulum. Bases 1 to 1572 code for a protein of 523 amino acids. Lineage: Eukaryota; Fungi; Ascomycota; Eurotiomycetes; Eurotiales; Trichocomaceae. Gene Ontology annotation, biological process: ceramide biosynthetic process; sphingosine biosynthetic process. The transcript has 3 exons.